UGGGAUCUCUCCGGAGCGGAGUCCCAAAGUUUCCCUCCGAGCCGGGGGUCCCUUUUGUCUUUCUUGGCAGCUGCGGCGACGCCUUAGCUGCGACCCGCUCGCCCGGGGAGGGCAGGGGCGCGGGGAUCCCGCGUGUCGAAUGGCUGCGGCCGCGUCCCCCCGGAGCAUGUUCCGGGGCGCCCGCACCCCGGCCUGACUCAUCCUCCCCCGGUCGGUCAUCGCGCCGCGUCCGCCACUGGAGCCCCGCGGAGAUGGAGCGCGAGAGCGCGGCUGCCCGCGGCUGCCCAGAUUCCGCCUGACGCCCCCGACCCCGCCGCCUCCAUCGCUGGUCUCCGGAGGUGCCUGGCGUCGCGACAGCUCUCGUGAAGAGCAGAGAGGACACGGACCCCCGGGACCCCGCGCUUAGGACAGCAUGAAUUCUGGAGUUGACUGCCACUGAAUCCUUGAUAAGACUCUUCUAAGAACUUUGAGUGCCCUGGAAAAGGGAAGCAGCUAUAAGCUAUAUAAAGGGCACAAGACGGAGUCAUGAUAGCCACUGGAGGGGUGAUUACAGGCCUGGCUGCCCUGAAGAGGCAGGACUCUGCCAGGUCGCAGCACCAUGUCAAUCUCAGCCCCUCACCAGCUGCCCAGGACCAGAAACCAGUCCGGAGGCGCCCAAGGGCUGAUGUUGUGGUAGUUCGUGGGAAAAUCAGGCUUUAUUCCCCAUCUGGCUUUUUCCUCAUUCUGGGAGUGCUCGUAUCUAUCAUAGGGAUUGCAAUGGCUAUCCUGGGAUACUGGCCACAGAAGGAACAUUUCAUCAAUGCAGAGACAACACUGUCCACCAAUGAGACACAGGUGGUUCGAAACCAAGGUGGUGUGGUGGUGCGCUUCUUUGAACAGCAUCUGCAUUCUGAUAAGAUGAAGAUGCUUGGCCCCUUCACCAUGGGAAUUGGCAUUUUUAUUUUCAUCUGUGCUAAUGCCAUCCUUCAUGAGAACCGGGACAAAGAGACCAAAAUCAUCCACAUGCGAGACAUUUACUCCACGGUCAUUGACAUCCACAGCCUGAGGCUCAAGGAGCAGAAGCAUGUGAAUGGUGUGUACUCAGGCUUGAUGGGUGAUGAGGUAAAACAGAAUGGCAGCCCCUGCACCUCCAGACUGGCUGCCACUACCGUGGCUUCCUUCUCAGGAUUUCGGAGCAGCUUUCGGGUGGACAGCUCAGUGGAGGAGGAUGAGCAGAUGCUAAGUGAAAGUAAGAGCCUGGGGCACCUUAUGCCCCCUUUGCUGUCCGACAGUUCUGUGUCUGUCUUUGGCCUCUAUCCACCUCCAUCCAAGACCACCAAUGACAAAACCAGCACCUCCAAGAAAUGUGACACCAAGUCCAUUGUGUCAUCAUCCAUCAGCGCUUUUACACUGCCUGUGAUCAAACUUAAUAACUGUGUCAUUGAUGAACCCAGUAUAGACAGCAUCACUGAAGACACAGACAACCUUAAAAGUAGGUCCAGGAAUCUCUCAAUGGAUUCCCUUGUGGUCCCCCUGCCCAGCACUGGUGAGUCCUUCCAGCCAGCAAGCACAUUGCUCCCAAGGAAUAAUUCCAUUGGGGAGGCCCUGUCCAGUCAGUACAAGUCCUCUGUGGCCCUUGGACCUGGGACUGGACAGCUCUUGUCUCCUGGGGCUGCUAGAAGACAGUUUGGAUCCAACACAUCCUUGCAUUUGCUCUCCUCACACUCCAAAUCCUUGGACUUAGACCGGGGUCCCUCCACGCUCACUGUGCAGGCAGAACAACGGAAGCAUCCAAGUUGGCCUCGUUUAGAUCGGAGCAACAGCAAAGGAUAUAUGAAAUUGGAGAACAAAGAGGACCCGAUGGAUCGGUUGCUGGUUCCCCAAACAGCAAUCAAAAAAGACUUUACCAAUAAGGAGAAGCUUCUUAUGAUAUCAAGAUCGCAUAAUAACUUGAGUUUUGAACAUGAUGAGUUUUUGAGUAACAACCUAAAGCGAGGAACUUCUGAAACAAGGUUUUAGUGUUUAAAAGAUAUAUCAUUUUCCAAGGGUAUAUAUAUUUUAAAAGCGUUUCACCCGUGUUUCCUUCCUAAAGCAUUGGUUGUAAGCUUUAAAACAAAAAGACAAAAACAACAACAACAAAAAACAAAUGGUUUGCAGUCUAUUAGAAUUGGCUGGUUGAUUCUGUAAUGGAUUUGGCUGUAUGGGGGGUUACUGACCCUACAGUACUCUAGAUUAUGGAGAAUUUUGUUUUCUCACUCUGCGGAAGCAUGGUUUCUUUUGUUGAUGUGAAUACAAAAUACUUGCAUUCAGAUUAAAACUUGCUUUAUUUUAAAUUCAAUCACUGAUUGUCAUCUUCAUAGAAUGAAGUGGCCAGUAUGUAAAACAUACGGUACCAAAGUGUGGGCAAGAAGUGGUAAGUUCAGGCCCAAUUGAUUUUAUAUAUAUGAAUGAAUGUGAGUACGAAUCUUAGGAUGUGGUUUUCUGAGUAGUUGUUUUAUAUAGGAUUGCUUAUAUUACUUCAAAGGAGAAAGAUCUAGUUUCUGUGUGAUACAGCUUGGUUACAUUGGUUGUAAAUCUUACCCUCAGCUUUGUGGGCCAUACUUUUUUAACAUCAGUUCUGUUCUUUAAUGAAGAAACCAUGGCUAAGAAAGCCAAAAAUGCUUUAAGGAUAAAUAUCAAAAAGAUAUUAACUGAAAUUUUAGGUAUUCAGAAUCAAAAUUUCUUUGCAAACUGACUUGAAAAAUGAGUGAACCAAUGUAGUUUGUAGACAUGCUAUGUAACUUGAAAUAGUGAUACACAAGGAGAAAAUGUUAACAAUGAAUGAAGGUACUUUAUUUGCUAACUAAUAAUAGCUACUCUCUAUACCUUUUCCAGCCAUCUGCUAAUAUCAAUACCCACUCAACCCCAUAUCUUUAUUUUCACCCAGUAUUUUUAUUAUUUGGAAAAUAAUCAGCUCACCUUGACAUUUCUUCCUAUCUUCACAUACCACUAGCUUGGUGGUUUAAGGAAAUUUAGUCCUUGAUAAAAAUGCCUUGUCAUUUACCUAGUACUGGAAAGCCUUAUGCUAACUCCAAAGACUUUGUCCAAGUUUAAUAAAAAUUUAGGGUUGUGGUUCUCAAAGAUAUUAAAUUAUCAAAGAUACUAAAUACUAAAAGGAUGUUUCCAUGAGAAAUUUUUCAUGUUUUCCAUGAAGGUAACACAGUUUUAAGAAUUAUUUGUUGGGCGGGGGGAGGGGGGGGUUGCUGGAAAGAUGACUCAGCAGUUGAGGGCAUUGGCUACUUUUGCAGGUAACUCUGGUUCAAUUCCC
This is a messenger RNA of Nannospalax galili (Upper Galilee mountains blind mole rat), 3286 nucleotides long. It is a transcript of the gene Tmem200a, whose product is annotated as transmembrane protein 200A. NCBI's taxonomy places the organism in Eukaryota, Metazoa, Chordata, Mammalia, Rodentia, Spalacidae. The transcript has 3 exons. The record is from RefSeq and is a predicted model, not a curated record. Bases 526 to 1998 code for a protein of 490 amino acids.